Messenger RNA from Erigeron canadensis, 1669 nucleotides. RefSeq names its product cytochrome P450 CYP72A219-like. The transcript has 4 exons. The record is from RefSeq and is a predicted model, not a curated record. Lineage: Eukaryota; Viridiplantae; Streptophyta; Magnoliopsida; Asterales; Asteraceae. Gene Ontology annotation, molecular function: heme binding; monooxygenase activity; oxidoreductase activity, acting on paired donors, with incorporation or reduction of molecular oxygen. Bases 6 to 1553 code for a protein of 515 amino acids.
AGGUGAUGGAAACAUGGAGCAAAAUUGUGAUGACAAUUGUUAUAUCUGUACUAGUAAGAUGGGGAUGGAAAGUGAUAGAUUGGGUAUGGUUUAAGCCCAAAAAGCUUGAAAAGUGGCUGAGGAAUGAAGGAUACAAAGGUAAUCCAUACAAGCUUAUAACCGGUGACAUGAAAGACCUUGCAACAAUGAUGAAGGAAGCUAAGUCAAAACCCAUCCCAAUCACUACUCAUGAUAUUAAUUCAUAUAUUCUCCCUUUUGAUCAUCAUAUCAUCACUAAAUAUGGUGAGAAAUCAUUUGUAUGGUUUGGGCCACACCCAAGGGUGUACGUCAGGGACCCCGAGCUGAUCAAAGAGGUACUAUCAAAACCAAAUGAGUUUCAGAAGCCACCAGAGCCACUUCGAGAUAGCAUCUUUGGCGGUCUACUUGUUGCUGAGGGUCACAAAUGGACCAAACAUAGGAGAAUAAUCGAUCCAGCUUUUAAUCUUCAAAAUCUCAAGAUCAUGUUCUUGGGGAUCUACUCGAGUUGUAGUGAUAUGGUCCAGAAGUGGGAACUGCUAACUGCCGGAAAUGAGUCCACUGAAAUGGAUGUAUGGCCAGAUAUCAAUAACUUAUCUGGUGAAGUAAUUUCACGAACUGCAUUUGGCAGUUCUUACGAAGAAGGAAUGAAGAUAUUCCAAAUCAACAGGGAACAAAUAAAUCUUGUAUUCCAAAUGCUGUUUAUAAUUCAUCUUCCUGGAAGAAGAUUUAUACCCACAAAAGCCAACAAGAAGUUUCAACAAAACGUUCACGAGCUUCGAUUGGCAUUGACGGGUAUUAUUGACAAGAGGAAGAAAGCAAUCGAGAUGGGAGAACAUAUACGUGAUGACUUACUUGGAAUUUUGCUAGAAUCAAAUUCGAAAGAGAUUGAAGAAAAUGGGGUUGGAAUGAGCAUGGAAGAUGUGAUAGAAGAAUGUAAGUUAUUUUACAUGGCUGGAUCAGAAACAACCUCAAAUUGGAUUGUUUGGACUAUGAUUUGUUUAAGUUUGCAUCAAGAAUGGCAAGUUAAAGCUCGAGAAGAGAUACUACAAGUUUUUGGUAAAGGGGAACUUGAUUUCGAAGGCCUUAAAGACCUCAAGAUCUUAACAAUGAUACUAUACGAGGUUAUUAGGCUAUAUCCGCCUGCAAUAAUGUAUGUACGGACUACUUUAAAGGAGACGAAGCUAGGAAAUAUGAUGAUACCUCCGGGUGUGCAAUUAGCCUUAGCCCCGAUCCAUGUUCAUCAUGACCCUAAAAUAUGGGGCAAAGAUGCAACCGAGUUUAAACCUGAAAGGUUCGCAGAAGGAGUCGUGAAUGCAACAAAUAAUGGGAAAGGAACAAAUUCGUUUCUACCAUUUGGUGGCGGUCCUCGUGUUUGCAUCGGGCAAAACUUUGCUAUGACGGAAGCAAGAACUGCCAUGGCAAAGAUUCUUCAACGCUUUUCUUUUGAGCUUUCGCCGUCUUACAAACAUUCGCCUUUCCCUGUAUUCACCCUUCCGCCCCAGUUUGGCGCUCCUUUGAUUAUACGCAACGUAUGAUGGUUUGCAUGUAACUUUGUAUAUCAUAUACUACUAGUCUACUACUACAAACUUAGCAAAACACCGUUUCACAACGUAAAUGUUGUAUGAUGUGAUAAAAAAAAAUAAUCCAAGUA